AUAGUGCCCUCGAUGGUUUGACACCUCUACUGCCGAGUACUAGCAAUUUCUGCAUUUUUACGUUUGCAAAUAAAUGGAUAGAAAUAUGGAGGUUGACGAGGAAGAGUGUGAGGUGCCAUCCAGCAGUAGCAAGGGCGAAAAGAAGCGCUUCGAGGUCAAGAAAUGGAACGCCGUGGCUCUGUGGGCUUGGGAUAUCGUUGUCGACAAUUGCGCCAUUUGCCGCAACCACAUCAUGGACUUGUGCAUCGAGUGCCAGGCUAACCAGGCCUCUGCCACAAGCGAGGAAUGCACCGUGGCCUGGGGCGUUUGUAAUCACGCCUUCCACUUCCAUUGCAUCUCGCGUUGGCUGAAGACCCGUCAGGUGUGCCCCCUGGACAAUCGCGAGUGGGACUUCCAGAAGUACGGUCACUAGGCUGUACUAUCGUGUCUCCUUCCCCAUAAAACACCACACCGUUCUGCUUCUCUCAAAAAGGACAUACAACAAACCCCCAUUAUCCUUGUGUACACACCACCAUAGCCACGAUGCAUCUAGAUCUUGGGGCACUUACCAAACAGCCUCAGGAUAUUGGAGGACACACCACACUUCCUCACGCAUCAUCGGAAACACAUUACGGCGCCACGGGUUCAGUAAACUCUUAGAUGUAAGCCUCGUUUCACGAAAAAAUACUUUUACCGAAAUAAAAAGAAUGGCCUGAUUUGCGUA
Molecule: messenger RNA, 703 nt
Organism: Drosophila obscura
Lineage: Eukaryota; Metazoa; Arthropoda; Insecta; Diptera; Drosophilidae
Gene: Roc1a
Product: RING-box protein 1A
Exons: 3
Coding region: 74-412 (112 amino acids)
Biological process (GO): ubiquitin-dependent protein catabolic process; protein ubiquitination
Cellular component (GO): cullin-RING ubiquitin ligase complex; nucleus
Molecular function (GO): cullin family protein binding; ubiquitin protein ligase activity; zinc ion binding
Source: RefSeq, a predicted model, not a curated record